GUCACGACAGCAAGAGGUGCAGCGCGCCCCGCCUCGCCUCCGGGAGGAGCCCGCACCCGCACACCCUGAGCUGCCCUGUACUAUGCGAGGAGCGCUCUGAGCGGAGUUGUGUUCUCCUCCAGGUAUUUCCAAGCUGAGUGUUGGAGCCCUCACGCAACAUGCCUGAACAGAGCAAUGAUUACCGCGUGGCGGUGUUUGGGGCCGGUGGUGUGGGCAAGAGCUCCCUGGUGUUGAGAUUUGUGAAAGGCACGUUCCGGGAGAGCUACAUCCCGACGGUGGAAGACACCUACCGGCAGGUGAUCAGCUGUGAUAAGAGCAUUUGCACGCUGCAGAUCACCGACACCACCGGCAGCCACCAGUUCCCCGCCAUGCAGCGGCUGUCCAUUUCCAAAGGCCACGCCUUCAUCCUGGUGUACUCCAUCACCAGCCGGCAGUCCUUGGAGGAGCUCAAACCCAUCUACGAGCAAAUCUGCGAGAUCAAAGGCGACGUGGAGAGCAUCCCCAUCAUGCUGGUGGGCAACAAGUGCGACGAGAGCCCCAGCCGCGAGGUGGAGAGCAGCGAGGCGGAGGCCUUGGCCCGGAAGUGGAAAUGCGCCUUCAUGGAGACUUCCGCCAAGCUCAACCACAACGUGAAGGAGCUCUUCCAGGAGCUGCUCAACCUGGAGAAGCGCAGGACCGUGAGCCUACAGAUCGACGGGAAAAAGAGCAAGCAGCAGAAAAGGAAAGAAAAGCUCAAGGGCAAAUGUGUGAUCAUGUGAACGGCCUUCCGGUGGGGAGGAGUUGGUGGCGUCCGGGUGGCCUCAUUUUCCCCCCUCCCAUGUGAAACCGUCGUCCGGGUAGCAUGUAAGAUGCCCACAUGUUAAAUAUUGCAUUUGGACAGAGCUGUGCCCUGUUGUCUUUCAAGAGGGCAUUUCAUACCACCAAUGAUAGACAUCCCUUCUCCCAGUCUGCCAGGCUGUCAAAAGGAAAACCAAGAGGCUCAACGUCGCAGGGGACUGAGGGAGAGGUCAGGAAUUUCUGAAGGCGUCAUUCUCCAUUAGACAGCAGCAGGGCUUCUAAGCAUGGAAGCAGCGUUUGCCCAGAGGACUAAAUACCCAAUAAACAUGCAUGUGAGAGCAUGUUAACUAACACACACAGCUGCAGAGGCCAACUCAAAGCCAGGCAUUUCUUUCUGCUCAGAAUCCAAAAACACAUCUUAAGAGGGAGGGGGUGAGCAGGAGGAAGUGAAAAGAGCAGGCCAGAAUGCUUUCAUUCCCUGGUUUUUUAAACUGGAUUAAAAAUGAAAUAAUGCCACUUCCCCCAAAGGAUGUCCAUUCUCGAUUCCCACCUGGCCUGCUGGGAGUAAGGGGAUGUACUCAACUGUAAUUACCCAGACUUAGUUAGCAAGUAUUGUUUUAAUAGUUAAGAGUAUUUAUUUUCAUGUCCGAUGACGAGUUCACUCAUGGCGUGCUCCUCUGUCAGAAAUUCUUCAAUUAUCCAGUGAAAAUAUUGUGACAUGACUAAAACACCGCAAUAACGUUCCCGUGUUAUAUACUUCAAGGGUUUUAGAAAUGUGAAUGUUCCUUUGACCAAUGAGGGGUGUCAUUUCUUCCAGCCCUCAGAUUUUAAAUAAAACCAAAUAAAGUAGCUAUUUUUAGACAUUUUUCUUUAUCCUUCAAGAUGGUUUUCUUCUUUUAAAUGACUUGCUCUGUAUCCUGCUGGAUCAUAGCCAACAAAGACCAUCGACCAGAAGCACAUUCAUUUUUCUGAAUACGAACAUGUAUAUGCCACACUUUAACCUUAAUGAAAUACCUUGAAACAGAAGUUGUUCACUGUGUUUUUGACGAUCUAUCUGUAUCAGAAAUAUAUUCCUGGAAAAUGCAUUCAGGUGAUAGCAGGUGAUCUCACAUGUUCCAUUAUAAGUGUCUCUUAAGAGCUGUUCAACGCAGUUUUCACUCUAGAAAUAAUUAUCCCCUUGUAAUGAUUUUGUGUGCGUCUUUGAUCCUUCAAGCCAAAUUAUAGUUAUUGCUGGUUCCUGUGUGUUGGCGUGGGAGAGGGGACGGUGAUCGGAUGUCCGCCAGGUUGCUCUGUCACCAGCAGAGCCCGCUCAGCUUUAAUUGCUUUGCCAUCAUUAGAGUGUGGUUUGGCUCUGCUUUCUGAAAAAUUCCCACUGACAGAGUUUGCUGGUUGUGCUUGGUUUAGUCAGCCCAAUGCACGCUCAUCCCAACUGGAGAAUCUUCCUCUGGGAAAUCCAUCCCAUUGAUCCCUCUGCAAGCAAAAGAAGCUGAAAUGUGGGGCUUGCACAGGUGAGCUUUAUGGCUGCCUUGCAGCAGCACCAUCCACAGGCAAUAUUUGGAAGUUCAGGAUAUUUGUCUUCAGCACGUAUUCUCUUUUGGGUCUUCUCCGCUCUUCAGCAUCCUAGUGUGAUUUUCCUGCUCUUUCUGAGCAGGGAUUGCUGCAGCAGCAAUUUGUGGCACCUCAGUUCUCCUAAACACAUGCUCAGAGCAUUUUGGAUAAUUUCAAGGCCCUCUCCAAAUCCUAACAGGCCACACCUCCAGCAGACUGGCUCUAUUCUAACAGAGCAUUCACGGUGAAGUCUAGUUUGUGGAUUUUCUGUAACAUUUAUUUUUCAACUUGUCCCCACAUCUUUUCCUAUUUCUAAUCUCAGAGAGAUGUUAUAGGCUUGUAAUAUGGGUAUGGGCAAAGUGGAAGAAGAAACCGAACAUCAUAGCCAAAAUGGGAUUUAUAGAUUUGGAGUUGGUUCUUUGCUAACAGUAAAAUGUGACAUCUGCCACUGACUGUACAGUCAAUUAGGCUUCUAAUGUGAAAUAUUCCUGUAAACAGUCCCAUUUCUACACAUCAUAGUCAGAAUUUCUUUUAGGCCUUUCAAGUCAGUAUCGACAUAUCAAGAUGAGAAGCUUGUAAUUAUUGAAAAUCUAUUCUCAUUCAGGACACAUUUUAUUCCUUCAUAUUUUGUCUGUGAGUUCUACAGGAAAGCUGUUGAAACCUCAACCACUGGCCUUUGUCCUGAGAUCAUUUUCUAUGAGCCAAAUUGAUGGUUAUUUUGAACUAAUCCCUUCGAAGCUCCCCAGCUGACUCAGGGUUUGAGGAAUUAAUAUCACUCAAUCAGAGAUUUUCAGCAUUUGUAUGGCCCCAUCCCCAAAUGUGCAGUUUUGGUUCUUGAGAACACAUCUCACACUGUAUACGAGCACAGAUUUUCUUGACCUAGCUACUAAGUUGUAAAACUCAAAGUAUUGCUUUGAAGAUGGCAGUUUGGGAACAAAGCCUGGGCUUGAGUUCCCUUCUGCCCGUUGCUUUCCCUUCUCCAUCCAAUGACAAGCCAUGGGCAUGCAUGCAAUACAACAAGACCCACACAAGAGCAAUAUUGAAUUGUUCAUUCUAUCUAAAAUUAUAUAUAUGUUAUAUAUAUAUAAUUUAUCUUCUUGCAUUUUUGAUGUAUAAAGUAGCAAAUUGUACAUAUCUAUAAGCAAGUAUAUUUGUUUCACCAUUUGUAAUAUGUAAGAAAUACCCAUUCUUUGUAGAACAAAACAUGUAUUAAAUAUUUUAAAAAAUUGCUCUGUGAUACUUCACUGUUUUUCAAAAUUUGUAAUGUGUUGCUCCUACAUAAGCUCUUUGAAAAUAUCCAUCACUAAUGGAACAUAUGUAAACCCGCCUGGAAUUCAAUAUCCUGCAAAGACAGUGUGUGGACAAAGUAUUUACAGAGCAUGACUUUUAUAUGUGUGGGAAAACAAUGUGUGUAUGUUUAUAUUUAAGGUGUAUUUAUUGUUACAAUUUCCUUACCUAUUAUAUUUUAUUUACUCCACAGCUAUAAAAAUCACCCUUGCAUACAAGUUUCUAGUUGCCGUGAUGUUCUAAAAAUAAUGAAACAUAUUGAAAUAAAGCUUCAGUUAUAACAA
Choloepus didactylus (southern two-toed sloth) is the source of this 3896-nucleotide messenger RNA. RefSeq names its product DIRAS family GTPase 2 (gene DIRAS2). Lineage: Eukaryota; Metazoa; Chordata; Mammalia; Pilosa; Megalonychidae. Gene Ontology annotation, molecular function: GTPase activity; GTP binding; GDP binding. The coding region runs from base 159 to 758 and encodes 199 amino acids. The transcript has 2 exons. Gene Ontology annotation, biological process: signal transduction. The record is from RefSeq and is a predicted model, not a curated record. Gene Ontology annotation, cellular component: plasma membrane.